CCCCUGCCUUCUGCACCCUUCCGCUGGCCCGCCAAGCCCAUGGGCACACGCCGUGCAUGCAGACGACAAUAGGACGUGCCUUAGUUACAGAGGAAAAAUAAGUAAUACUUGAGCGGUGCGGCGGCAGUGCGGGGGAAUGGUGCGGGCCAUGCUGGGAGGAGCGGCAGCCAGCCAGCAGCCAGCAGCAGCCACACGCAGACCGUAGUGGCGGAGCGGCGCCGGUGGUGUUUGGACGUGUUAUCAGCAGGCGAGGUGAACACUAUGGGGCUUCUGUCUGAGGGCACGCCGCUGACCUGGCCGCAGACCAAGCAGUAUGCGGACCACGUGAGGGAGCACGGCAUCCGCCAAUUCAUCAACCAGUACCACCAGCUGAAAGGCCGCCAAGGAGACUGCCUCAAGUGGGGAGACGAGAUCGAGUACAUGAUCAUUAAGCUGGACCACAAGAACCGCCGUGCUCAACUCUCUCUCCGAAGCUCCGAACUCCUGGAAGUGUUGCGUGAAGCAGAGGAGACAAACCCUAAGGAAGUGCGGUCUCUGUGGCACCCUGAAUAUGCGGAAUACACCUUGGAGGGCACGCCUGGACAGCCUUACGGGUCCCUGGUGCAGCACUUCAACAUCGUGGAGCACAACAUGAGUUUCAGACGUAGCGAGGUACAGAGCCUCCUGCAACCAGACGAGGUUAUCCUGACCCUCACCAACUUCCCCAGGUUGGGCUGCCCAGACUUCACAUUCCCCCCAACCCAGGCAGACCCCACCAGCGGGGCAUCACGCUCCCUCUUCUUCCCCGAGGCCGCCAUCACACAGAGCCACCCGCGCUUCAAAACACUCACACGCAACAUUCGGGAGAGACGGAAAGAAAAGAUUGCCAUAAAUGUCCCCAUUUUUGUGGACCUCAAGACCCCAAGGCCAUUCGUGGAGGACUUGUCAAAGUAUGGCGAUGACGGCAGCUCGGCCGCAGCAGCCAAGGAGGACCACAUCUACCUGGACGCCAUGGGAUUUGGCAUGGGCUGCUGCUGCCUCCAGAUGACCUUCCAGGCUUGCAACAUCAAUGAGGCGCGUGUCCUGUAUGAUCACCUCACGCCCCUCUGCCCCAUCAUGCUGGCCCUGACGGCUGCCUCGCCACUGUACCGUGGCUACCUGGCUGAUGUGGACUGUCGGUGGGAUGUAAUCGCCGCCUCGGUGGACUGCCGCACCCGGGAGGAGAAGGGUCUGGAGCCGCUCAGAAAUGACAGAUUUGUGAUUCCCAAGUCCCGCUAUGGGUCUGUGGACUGCUACCUGUCCAAGUGUGGGGCCAGGUACAACGACAUUCCUCUGGUGUACGACAAGAAGAUUGAACAGAAGCUGCUGGACAGCAAGGUGGAUGAGCAGAUGGCCCUGCACAUCUCGCACCUCUUCAUCAGGGACUCCAUCUCUCUCUUCUCUGAAAGAAUCCACCAGGAUGAUGUUAGGGAGAUGGACCACUUCGAGAACAUCCAGAGUACAAACUGGCAGAGCAUGAGGUUCAAGGUUCCUCCAAUCAACAGCAACAUUGGCUGGCGGGUUGAGUUCAGACCAUGCGAGGUUCAGCUGACUGAUUUUGAGAACGCAGCCUUUGGUGUGUUCAUUGUGCUGCUGACCCGAGCCAUACUUACCUUCAAGCUGAACAUGUUAAUCCCAAUCUCAAAGGUUGAUGAAAACAUGCAGAACUGCCAGAAACGCAAUGCAGUGCUGGACCAGAAGCUGUGGUUCAGGCGGGACGUGUUCUCCAGGGACUGUGACAAGGGCGACGACACCAGCCAGAUGACUGUCAGUGAGAUCAUCAACGGGAAGGGGGACGAGUUUGUGGGCCUGAUUCCCCUGGUGCGUCAGUAUCUUGGAGCUCUGGACAUGGACGCCGACACCGCCUGCACUAUCGGCCAGUAUUUAAAUUUCAUUAGUGCACGGGCGGCAGGCACAGCAAUGACUACUGCUGCCUGGAUCAGGAACUAUGUCACUUCACACCCUGAGUAUAAGCAAGACUCUGUGGUGAGUGAGGGCAUCAACUAUGACCUGAUUGUGGCGUGCAGCGAGAUCACUCAGGGCAAGCGGGAGUGUCAGGAGCUGCUGGGCGGCAUCCCCAAGACCAAGACGUCGGAGGACAUUCCCAAGGCCAUGAAGAAGAUCAUCCAGAUGACCUGCAUGGCGCCGCGCAACGCCGAGUGAAGGGUGGCACGGCGCGGCACAACACUGACGGGGUGUGGGGGGGCAAGCGGCCACCACGGGGUCUACUCACUGUUACCUAAGCAGCAGCAGCAGCACUGCACCACUAGGCGUGGCGGCGCCACGUUGCACCUGAGAGGCAUUAUGAGGGGAGCUACUUGGGCAAGGGACCACAGAUUAUUUGAGCUGGCAGACCACCACCACUGCUCUGCAGCACUGUAUUCAUUUCCUCUGAGCUGCACAGCAUUUUCUGGUUUGACUUAUAGGAGAGACUUUUUGAAGUUCACUGUCUGUUCACUGAUUUUUUUAAUCAUCACCAUCACAGAAUGUAAGAGUGGUGUGAACCGACAUACAGGAUCUUGCCUAAAUUUUCCAGUGCAAAACUUUGCAAUUUUCAAUCACACUGUUGACGUGACUUCAUACUUUGUGCAGCAGAACUGUAAGGUGAUAGAUAGAGAUUUGCACAGCAUGGGAAACCUUUGCUAUUAUAAUUCAUUAUGGGACUUUUCAAUGCAUAUUCUUCAAGUUUUGAACACUUGUGGUGUGACAACUGGCACAGUUGUUGACAAGCCGACCUGCUCCUGCCUCGGUCUUGAGCUCGAUGAUCUCAGAGGUGACGGCGACCUUAAUUACACUUAUUUGUUUGGCACUUGUUACGUUUUUAUGAAAAAUAAACAUGGUAUUGAGAUGAGAAUUAUUUGAAGCUGUCUUUUGAGUUGGAAAAAUUAUCUUUGUGGCUGUCUUUGGGGAGGAGGCCCUCAGCAGGCAUACACUGAAUGUUGAAGACAACCACGUCCAUCCAACAAGUAUUUAAAACAUGUUCAAGAAGGUACCUUGGUGUCACAGCAAAGAGAUUCCUGCACAGAAGGCACUGAGUGCCGGGCAGCAGCACAGCCAGGAUGGCACCAGCGAGGGGAGACAUGCCGGGCAGUGGUGCUGCAUCACUGUUGCUAGCGAGAGCUGAGCCAGGGCAGGAAUGGGUGCCAGGACAAGACCUGUGCCACCACAAGACUUAGGUGUCAGUGAUAGUAAGCCAUGGAGGAAGUAGAUGAGGGGGCCUAGGAGUGGUUGAUGGGAGACCUGUAGUGUGUUGUCCUGCGUGGCACAGGGGACCUUCAACAUUUCAAUACCACACUUAGCAGUAAGGUUUGCACUGACAGAUGUAACCUAGGGACUUGUUAUGAGUGUGGCACCAUGCAGUGUGUCUUGCACUGACUCUGAGGGGUCCCAGAUGAGUCAGCCGUGUCAGGAUGCCCCACACAAACACUGCCGGGCUGGUGAUGGUGGGGCAUCCUGCUCCUCGCGUCCCUUCGCUUUUUGAGCCUGGAGAACUGGCCAAGACACCAGCAUGAGUGCCAUCACUGUAGUGCAGCAGCUGCCACACUUGGAGACAAAUUCAAAUACCUAUUUGCAUAAUUCUUGCCUCUGCUCAGAGUACAGAUUUAUAAGACCAAAUUUUGUAAGUGGCAUAAUAUUUGGGAUCGGCAGGAAUCUUUGCCUUGGCGAGUAUGGCAGUAACCUUGUUUGUUGUGCAGAAGAGCCUGUAUCUGAUUCUGCUUCAAUAAUCUCCCAAGAAUAUUUACAUAUGAAAAGUUAAUCUUUGAGGUAGUUACCUCCAUCAUCUACUAGGAAUAGUGUCUACUAUUAUUCACUAACUGGUGACAUACAGUAACAAGCAUGUAUGUAAAACUAGCAUUACUCAGGAAUCUUAGUAUUGUACUAGUAGAAAUUUAAAACAACAAGAACAAGCAAGCAUGGUUUAAAUUGUAAUCAGUGAGGAACCCUCGGCCUGUUGUGCCGGACACGUUUUGCUCACACACUUUGUCCCUGAGGCAAGAAAUGGUGGACUAAAUUAUAAGUUACUUGUUAGCUGUUGUUAAACAACAGUUCAAUUGCUUUAAGCAGCAACAUAGCGUUAUCAACCUUCCUGCUUCCUCACGGAGUCGCGGCAGCAACAGUCACGUCUGGGCGGCUCACUUGCUGCAGGCCACCGCCACGUGGCUCACCACGGCUGCCAUCCCUCAGUCUGGUCUUGCAUGAAUAAAAUUGCCCCUCAAUUAUAAACUAAGGAAAUCUGCCCUAAUGUGACCGUCUGCUGCCUCUUGGUGCACUCCCGGGUUCUGAGUGUGCCCCGUCCCUCGGGAGUGACGGGAAGCAAGGGGUUCUGUGCAAUGUGAUAGGAUGAAUUGGAAGCAGAUUGAUGAGAAGUACAAAACAAAAUGUGAGCUGGAAGUGAUGGUGAUGCAGUCUUGUUAAGGUGACCAUGUAGGGAUGGGAAGCACUACGUCUGUAUCACGGCCAAGUGUUUGUGCAAAAAAACAAAUGUAUGACUUUUCUAAUUGUAGUACUACAGUGUACCUCUAUCCAUUGGUGGUGUCAAGGGGAAGACUUCCUGAAGGACCGAUAGACCAGCCAGGCACAGAGUCCUGUUGACAGCACGGCGCUGGACCUGUGGUAAUGGAGACCAAUGAGGACAAACACUCUGCAGCAGGCUGUGCUCUACUGGGUGUCUUGUGUCUGAUGAGUCUUCUGCUUUUACCAAUCCAUAUUUAAUACAAUCCAUAUUUAAUAUAUCAGAACAAUAUACUGAGCAUGUCAACACCU
Scylla paramamosain (green mud crab) is the source of this 4782-nucleotide messenger RNA. RefSeq names its product glutamate--cysteine ligase catalytic subunit-like (gene Gclc). The record is from RefSeq and is a predicted model, not a curated record. Gene Ontology annotation, cellular component: glutamate-cysteine ligase complex. NCBI's taxonomy places the organism in Eukaryota, Metazoa, Arthropoda, Malacostraca, Decapoda, Portunidae. Gene Ontology annotation, molecular function: glutamate-cysteine ligase activity. The coding region runs from base 262 to 2181 and encodes 639 amino acids. The transcript has 11 exons. Gene Ontology annotation, biological process: glutathione biosynthetic process.